ACACUCGGCCACGCGCGCGCCGCCGGGUCCCACUCGCGCAGCGCGGUUCUGCGCGGGCCGCAUUGUCCGUUCGCUCACCUCGUCCCGCCCCGAGGCUCCUCACCGCGCGCCCCGGGCUCCGGCGCCGACCGCCGCUCCCCGGAUCCCAACGCAGUAAGGGGGCGCGCCCAGGAGGCGCGGCGGGCCUCGGACGCCCCCGGCUGUGCACCGAGCAGCGGCGGCAGCAGACUCUCUUCAGGGGAAGGGACACCCUCCCACCUCAUCAUGUCUCGAAGAAGCCAGCGCCUGACGCGCUUCUCCCAGGGUGAUGACGACGGCAGCAGCAGCAGUGGAGGGAGCUCGGUGAUGGGGAGUCAGAGCACCCUGUUUAAAGACAGCCCUCUCAGGACCUUGAAGAGGAAGUCCAGCAACGUGAAGCGUCUGUCCCCAGCGCCGCAGCUGGGCCCCUCCUCCGACGCGCACACCUACUACAGCGAGUCUGUGGUCAGGGAGUCCUACAUCGGCAGCCCCAGGGCCGCCUCCCUCGCCGCCUCCCUCACCAGGGGCUCCAUCCUCGACGACCAGCUGCGUGGCGACCCCUACUGGAGCGAGGACCUGCGGGUGAGGAGGAGGAGGGGCACCGGGGGCAGCGAGAGCAGCAAGAUCAAUGGGCUGGCAGAGGGCAAGGCCUCCGAGGACUUCCUCGGCUCCUCCUCGGGCUACUCUUCCGAGGAUGACUACGUAGGUUACUCCCAGACAGACCAGCGGGGUUCAGGUUCACGACUAAGGAAUGCUGUCUCUCGGGUGGGCUCUUUGUUCUGGAUGGUGGUCACUUCUCCAGGCCGGCUCUUCGGACUCCUGUACUGGUGGAUCGGCACCACCUGGUACCGCCUGACCACAGCUGCCUCCCUCCUCGACGUCUUCGUCUUAACCAGGCGCAUCUCAUCCCCCAAGACAUUCCUGUGGUUCCUUUUGCUGCUGCUGCUUCUGACCGGCCUGACCUAUGGAGCGUGGUAUUUCUACCCCUAUGGGCUGCAGAUGUUCCACCCCGCCGUGGUUUCCUGGUGGGCCUCGAAGGGCAGCGGCGGGCAGCAUGAGGUGUGGGCAUCCAGAGACUCAUCCCCACAUUUCCAGGCUGAGCAGCGCAUUCUGUCCCGGGUACACUCUCUGGAGCGGCGCCUGGAAGCUCUUGCUGCCGAGUUUUCCUCCAACUGGCAGAAGGAGGCCCUGCGGCUGGAACGUUUGGAGCUGCGGCAAGGAGCUGGGGGGCAGGGAGGUAGCGGUGGCCUGAGCCAGGAGGACACGCUGGCGCUCCUGGAGGGGCUGGUGAGCCGCCGCGAGGCUGCACUGAAGGAGGACUUCCGCAGGGACACCGCUGCUCAGAUCCAGGAAGAACUAGUCACCCUGAGGACAGAGCAUCAACAGGACUCAGAAGACCUCUUCAGGAAGAUUGUCCAGGCCUCCCAGGAGUCUGAGGCUCGACUCCAGCAGCUGAGGUCUGAGUGGCAAAGGAUGACCCAGGAGUCCUUCCAGGAGAACUCCAUGAAGGAGCUGGGGCGGCUGGAGGGCCAGCUGGCUGCCCUGCGGCAGGAGCUGGCGGCCCUGACGCUGAAGCAGAGCUCGGUGGAGGACCAAGUCGGCCUGCUGCCCCAGCAGCUCCAGGCUGUGCGGGACGACGUGGAGUCUCAGUUCCCUGCCUGGGUCAGUCAGUUCCUCCUUCGAGGUGGGGGAACGCGCACUGGGCUCCUUCAGCGAGAGGAGAUGCAAGCUCAGCUGCAGGAGCUGGAGAGCAAGAUCCUCGCCCACGUGGCUGAGAUGCAGGGCAAGUCGGCGAGGGAGGCUGUGGCCAGCCUGGGGCUGACGCUGCAGAAGGAAGGCGUGAUUGGGGUGACAGAGGAGCAGGUGCACCGCAUUGUAAAGCAGGCUCUGAAGCGCUACAGCGAGGACCGCAUCGGGAUGGUGGACUACGCUCUGGAGUCUGGAGGGGCCAGUGUUAUCAGUACCCGAUGUUCUGAGACCUACGAGACCAAGACAGCCCUCCUCAGCCUCUUUGGCAUCCCCCUGUGGUACCACUCCCAGUCUCCCCGAGUCAUUCUCCAGCCAGAUGUGCACCCAGGCAACUGCUGGGCCUUCCAGGGGCCCCAGGGCUUUGCUGUGGUUCGCCUUUCUGCCCGUAUCCGCCCCACUGCUGUCACCUUAGAGCAUGUGCCUAAAUCCUUGUCACCCAACAGCACCAUCUCCAGUGCCCCCAAGGACUUUGCCAUCUUUGGGUUUCAGGAAGACCUGCAGCAGGAGGGGACACUCCUCGGCCAGUUCACCUAUGACCAGGAUGGGGAGCCCAUUCAGACGUUUUAUUUUCAGAACCCCAAAAUGGCCACGUACCAGGUGGUGGAGCUGCGGAUCCUGACUAACUGGGGCCACCCCGAGUACACCUGCAUCUACCGCUUCAGGGUGCACGGGGAACCUGCCCACUAGGCCUCCUCGGUGCUGCCUCCAGGCAGCGGGGGGGCCAGCUCCUCUGGCCUGUGCCCCCUUCUCUGGGGGUAGGUGAGCAGCACCUCUGCCACUUUCCCCACACGCUUGACGCGCGCUGACUUCCAGGAGCAAGAAAGAGCCCCAGGCCCAGAGGAGAUGAGAAAGAACACGCAGGCUUUCCUGAGCGGCGGGCGGCGGGCUCCAGCGGCUCCUUUCAGUCUUUGCUCUGUGUCUGCCAGGACCGGGCGUCUACUCCUCCCUCCUGGAGGGUGUAUAUAUGUAGCAUGUUGUGGGGAAUUGAAGCAGGGAGAGAAGGGUGAGUGCGUGUGUUCCAGCAAAGGCGGCUGAGACCUGCCUGCCCCUUGCCCCUGGGAGAGGGGCUGGCACCCAGGGAGCUGCACAAAUGAAGCAGGUGCCAAAGCCGUGGGUGAAAAAGGCCAGGGUCUGAGGCGGCUGAACUGUCCCCCUCCCGAGGCAGGGAAGGGAGGCCUCCUGGGAGGAGGGUACUCAGGGUGCAAACUGGGACUCGUCCCCAGACAGGAUGAGAGGGCCACUGGGCUCCUCCAGAAAGCUAGUGCCAUCAGUCUAGGGGAAGGUGGCCCACAGGGUUCCUGAAAGGCUCCUACACACUGUUUGUCCUGGGUCAGAGUGGGUCAUGGGGCCUCUUGUGCUCCAGAAGGUCUGGCUCCUGUGAGCCUCUGGGGUGCUGUAGGAUUCUCCUCGGCUGGGUAGUUGCUUUCUCUCUCCUGAUGCUGGGCCUGCUUGUGCCCCAGAGCAAGCUUGCCACCUUUCCGCAGGGUGCAGGGAGCCUAGACCUAUCCUUCAAGGCCAUAAACAUCUAGGUCAGCCAGCAGUGUGGGGAGCAGUCCUGGCCUCUUGUAGUGGUGACAUUCAGGGUGUCGCAGCAGGAGGUGGUCUGUCUGCACUGUUGGCCCUACCUCCCCCAUCAAGCCCCAGAUAUAAGAGGCUCCUAGCUCUCAGCCACCCCCCUUGGGACACUCUCAGCUCCUUGCUCAAGUCUGUUUCUAUUCUGACUCAUUUUCUAGGGGCAGUCAGGGAUAGGGGGCUGGGUAAGGAGGGCGGGGGCUUUUGGAACAGCAGGCCCGGCUGUAUUAUGUAUCUAUUUUUCAAGGUCUGUUUUUUAACUGAAAAGCUACUGGCUUGAUUUCUAGCCCCGUUCUGUGGGGCACCGGGCGAUUUCAGUCACUUGUAACCUGGCUGCCUCAAGGGCCUUGGGCACCUGCUCUGACUGUAUGGUUCACUCUGGCCGGUGGGGAGGGGGUAGGAAGGGCUGCUGCACAGGUGGGUGCCCCGCGUGGGUUCCUAGAGGACGGAGCCCGAGUGCCGGCCAUCCUGGGGUCUCCAGCACUAGCGUCUGACCGCGACAACCAGGUUUUGUUUGCGCUCUCCUGUCACAAAUGCUGCACUAUUGGUUCUUAAUUUUUUUAAAUCUCCAGAUUCUAAUUUAUGCCUAUGCAAAAAAUAAAUUAUGCCCAGGGUUAAUGGAGUGUGCAGUUUUUAUCUGGCCUUGCAGAGGGACUCUGCUCUUGGGAAAACAAAUUCUCAGCCACAACCAUGCCCCAAAGACUUACUCCUAAGCUUUAGAAACCCAAGCCUCUCAGCUAAAACCCAGCCAUGAUGGGAGGUGAGGCAGACCCUGUUGCCCUGACUCUGGGCUCCAGGGUUGACAGGAGAGAGAAGGGAGGUGGCUUUAUGAGCCAUCCCUGAUGUCCCAUUAUGAAGCAGAAGGCUUUUCCUGCGUCUCAGUGCCAUUCGAGCAGAAGGCAGAAAAAGGUACCUACUUCACUACUAAGCCUGUCCACUGCCAGCGUGGCGAUCCCCUUCCGUGGGAAUCAGACACUUACUUGUUCCUUGUACCCGUGCUGGUCUGGGACAAGGUGGGUCCCCUGAAGAGCCAGAAUUUGCCAGUUCAGGGGGCAGGUCCUGGCCCUUCCCCACAAAUCUCUCCCCUGAUUUAGUGCCUCCAGGGAGCAGGUGGAAGCUCCAGGGCCGGCUCCCCAGGUGGACUCUCAAUACACGCUUCUCCUCCUGACCAUGGCACCUGGCCCAGGGCUGGGCCCCAUCACAGCUGAGAAAAUAAAGGAACAGGUCAGUAGGGAGAAGUCUGGGGAUAAACCGCUAUAGCAGAGGGUAUCAAGUGGACCAGUUACUCAAGCCCUCAGCUCCCUGCGCUGGCAAAGAGCUCACCCCCCAGCAACUGCUUGCUUCAUCGCCCCUUAUUUCACUCAACACCUGCAUUGCAUCUUUUAACAAAGGAGAUAUCCCUGUGCGGCACCAGUAAACCAGUGCCAGGGACCUGGCACAUAAUGGGCAGCGCUCAGGGCCUCUGCUCAUGCCCUCAGGCCUGUCUGCACAACUCAAAUCUCAAGGGCCACUCAUGACACAACCCUCACGCGUUCGCUCUAUGGUCUGUCCCAAGACCCCAGUCAAACCUGUUUUCCUGCGCCAUGGCAUAAUCCUGUUACCUCAUCUUGCGCUGGGGAGGCCAAUAAGCCGAAGAGUGGUCCUGGAUGAGUUAGAGGCGUCACAAAUGCUACCUGUGUUACAGAAGGGUCAGGAUUUGCCAUUUGAGAUGAUUGGAUUAACAACUUUAUUCUUCAUCAA
Molecule: messenger RNA, 5079 nt
Organism: Phacochoerus africanus (Common warthog)
Lineage: Eukaryota; Metazoa; Chordata; Mammalia; Artiodactyla; Suidae
Gene: SUN2
Product: Sad1 and UNC84 domain containing 2
Exons: 18
Coding region: 265-2454 (729 amino acids)
Biological process (GO): nuclear envelope organization
Cellular component (GO): nuclear envelope; meiotic nuclear membrane microtubule tethering complex
Molecular function (GO): protein-membrane adaptor activity
Source: RefSeq, a predicted model, not a curated record